This is a messenger RNA of Cyclopterus lumpus (lumpfish), 918 nucleotides long. It is a transcript of the gene polr2f, whose product is annotated as polymerase (RNA) II (DNA directed) polypeptide F. Bases 135 to 518 code for a protein of 127 amino acids. The transcript is spliced from 5 exons. NCBI's taxonomy places the organism in Eukaryota, Metazoa, Chordata, Actinopteri, Perciformes, Cyclopteridae. The record is from RefSeq and is a predicted model, not a curated record. Gene Ontology annotation, cellular component: RNA polymerase III complex; RNA polymerase I complex; RNA polymerase II, core complex. Gene Ontology annotation, biological process: DNA-templated transcription. Gene Ontology annotation, molecular function: DNA binding; DNA-directed RNA polymerase activity.
CAACGGACCGAGAUACCGGAAGUUAAACAUUCUCGACGUUCAUGCGGCUCCAUGUUGACAACAAAAAAAAGUGUUUCUGAACUUUUUUAUUAGCAGUGAUUCACCGCGAACAUUUACAAGCUUCAAACUAAAACAUGUCCGACAACGAAGAUAAUUUCGACGACGGAGAUUUUGAUGAAGGCGAAGAAGAUGAGGGAUUAGAUGACCUGGAAAACGCCGGAGAUGAGGACCGGGAGAACGUGCAGAUCUUGCCCGCAGGACAGGGGCCGCAGGCCAACCAGAAGAGGAUCACAACACCAUACAUGACCAAGUAUGAGAGAGCCAGAGUGCUCGGGACACGCGCUCUCCAGAUAGCGAUGUGCGCUCCAGUCAUGGUGGAGCUGGAGGGAGAAACGGACCCCUUGCAAAUAGCUAUGAAAGAGCUCAAGGGCAGAAAGAUCCCGAUCAUCAUCCGCAGAUACCUUCCUGAUGGGAGUUAUGAGGACUGGGGCUGUGACGAGCUCAUCAUAACUGAUUAAACCACUCAUCCCGUCUGAACUGAUUAAUUUAAUAUAUGCUGGUUCACUCCCACCAUCAUAUCAGGUCAGUCAGCCACACAAACCCGGAAGAUUCCUAAGGCCGGUCCCAGCAUCGCCCACCAGUUCAUGCCUCAAUUUGAUCCGCAAACAUCCAUUGCAUCGGGUGACUCUGUGAAAUAUAAAUAUAUGAAGUGUGUUGAAUUCACACUUGAAGAAUAAUUCAAAUCAAAACACUUGCCAGUUUAUGAUCUUGUGAUCUGACUUUUUUUAGUUUCAUUGUGUUGUGUAAAAAAAUCCAGAGUUCUUAUUUACUAGUUGCAUUAUACCGAAGAGCCACAAGGGGGAAAUGUAACUUAAGUCUGACAUUUACUUUGUUUUACAAAAUAAACCUAUGUGGUAA